Molecule: messenger RNA, 9150 nt
Organism: Dipodomys spectabilis (banner-tailed kangaroo rat)
Lineage: Eukaryota; Metazoa; Chordata; Mammalia; Rodentia; Heteromyidae
Gene: Uggt1
Product: UDP-glucose glycoprotein glucosyltransferase 1
Exons: 41
Coding region: 146-4807 (1553 amino acids)
Cellular component (GO): endoplasmic reticulum
Molecular function (GO): UDP-glucose:glycoprotein glucosyltransferase activity
Source: RefSeq, a predicted model, not a curated record
GCUCUGAGACCGGCUGGGCCAGCGGCGCCGCGGGAGAGGCGCGUGUCGGCCUCUCACUGGCGCAGCCUCCUCCGUUGUCGCCGCGUCCCUCCCCUCCCAGGCGGCGUCGUCGCAGGCACUGUCGUGGACGAAAGGCGGCCCGGACAUGGGGGACGCGAGCGCCGCGCGUGUCGCGGCUGCGCGGCGGGUGACAGGGCUUUGCUAUAAAAUGGGAAUCCUGAUUGCCUUCACUGGGUUGUGGCUGCUCUCCUCAGUAAAAGCAGAUUCAAAAGCCAUUACAACCUCUCUCACAACGAAGUGGUUCUCUUCACCACUCUUGUUAGAAGCCAGUGAGUUUUUAGCAGAAGACAGUCAAGAGAAAUUUUGGAAUUUUGUAGAAGCCAGUCAAAAUAUUGGAUCAUCAGAUCAUCACGGUUCUGAUUAUUCCUAUUAUCAUGCUAUAUUGGAAGCCGCAUUUCAGUUUCUGUCACCUCUACAGCAGAAGUUGUUGAAAUUUUGUCUGUCUCUUCGUUCCUACUCCGCUACAAUUCAAGCCUUCCAGCAGAUAGCCGCUGAUGAACCUCCGCCAGAAGGAUGCAAUUCAUUUUUUUCAGUUCAUGGAAAGAAGACUUGUGAUUUUGAUAAUCUAGAAACUCUUCUACUAACAGCAUCUGAAAGACCCAAACCUUUACUCUUCAAAGGAGAUCACAGAUACCCCUCAUCUAAUCUUGAGAGCCCUAUAGUGAUUUUCUACUCUGAGAUUGGCCAUGGAGAAUUUUCUAAUUACCACCAACAACUUAUAUCAAAAAGCAAUGAAGGCAAAAUUAAUUAUGUCUUCAGACAUUAUAUAUCUAAUCCCAAGAAGGAACCAGUUUACCUCUCUGGCUAUGGUGUGGAACUGGCCAUUAAGAGCACCGAAUACAAGGCCAAGGAUGAUACUCAGGUGAAAGGAACUGAAGUGAAUACCACGGUAAUUGGUGAAAAUGAUCCUAUUGAUGAAGUUCAGGGAUUCCUCUUUGGAAAAUUAAGGGACCUGCAUCCUAGCUUGAACGAACAGUUGAAAGAACUUAGAAAGCAUCUUGUGGAAAGCACCAACGAAAUGGCACCUUUGAAAGUUUGGCAAUUGCAAGAUCUCAGUUUCCAGACUGCUGCCCGAAUCUUGGCUGCUCCUGUGGAGUUAGCAUUAGUGGUUAUGAAGGAUCUUAGUCAGAACUUUCCUACCAAAGCCAGAGCCAUAACAAAAACAGGUGUAAGCUCAGAGCUGCGAACUGAAGUGGAAGAGAAUCAGAAGUAUUUCAAGGGAACUUUAGGAUUACAGCCCGGAGAUUCAGCUCUUUUUAUCAACGGACUUCAUAUUGAUUUAGAUACCCAGGAUAUAUUCAGUCUGUUUGAUAUAUUGAGGAAUGAAGCCCGGGUAAUGGAGGGUCUGCACAGACUAGGCAUAGAAGGCCUUUCUCUGCAUAAUAUUUUGAAGCUGAACAUCCAGCCUUCUGAGGCAGAUUAUGCAGUAGACAUCAGGAGUCCUGCUGUAUUGUGGGUCAACAACUUGGAGACUGAUAGCAGAUAUAAUGCAUGGCCUUCUAGUCUACAAGAAUUGCUUCGACCCACUUUUCCUGGUGUUAUCCGACAGAUCCGAAAAAACUUGCACAACAUGGUUUUCAUAGUUGAUCCUGCACAUGAGAGCACAUCUGAGUUGAUGAACACAGCUGAGAUGUUCCUUAGUAAUCACAUCCCACUAAGAAUUGGUUUUAUCUUUGUGGUUGAUGACUCUGAAGAUGUUGAUGGGAUGCAAGAUGCUGGAGUGGCUGUUCUUAGAGCGUAUAAUUACAUUGUCCAAGAAAAGGAUUGCUAUCAUGCUUUCCAGACUCUAGCACAUAUCUAUAAUAAAGUGAGAACUGGAGAAAAAGUAAAGGUUGAACAUGUGGUCAGUGUCCUGGAGAAGAAAUAUCCAUAUGUAGAAGUUAACAGCAUUUUGGGAAUUGAUUCUGCUUAUGAUCAGAAUCGGAAGGAAGCAAAAGGCUACUAUGAGCAAACUGGUGUCGGUCCACUGCCUGUGAUUCUCUUCAAUGGAAUGCCCUUUGAAAAGGAACAGCUAGAUCCUGAUGAAUUGGAAACGAUUACAAUGCACAAAAUUUUGGAAACUACUACUUUCUUCCAAAGAGCAGUAUACUUGGGUGAACUUUCUCAUGAUCAAGAUGUGGUAGAAUAUAUCAUGAAUCAGCCAAAUGUUGUCCCACGAAUCAAUUCUAGGAUUUUGACAGCUGAGCGAGAGUACCUGGAUUUAACAGCAAGUAAUAACUUCUUUGUGGAUGAUUAUGCUCGAUUUUCUGUCUUGGAUUCCCAAGGCAAGACUGCUGCUUUAGCAAACAGUAUGAACUAUCUCACAAAGAAAGGAAUGUCCUCCAAGGAAAUCUAUGAUGAUUCUUUUAUUAGGCCAGUAACUUUUUGGAUUGUUGGUGAUUUUGAUAGCCCUUCUGGACGGCAGUUACUCUAUGAUGCUAUUAAACAUCAAAAAUCCAGUAACAAUGUUAGGAUAAGCGUGAUCAAUAAUCCAAGCCAAGAGAUUAGAAAUGAGAACACUAGAAUCUUCAGAGCAAUCUGGGCAGCUCUCCAAACACAAACUUCCAACUCAGCAAAGAACUUCAUCACCAAAAUGGCCAAAGAGGAGACUGCAGAGGCCCUGGCUGCCGGAGCCGACAUUGAGGAGUUCUCUGUGGGGGGCAUGGAUUUCAGUGUUUUUAAAGAGGUCUUUGAGUCUUCCAGUAUGGAUUUCAUUUUGUCUCAUGCCGUGUACUGCAGGGAUGUUCUGAAGCUGACGAAGGGACAGAGGGCAGUGAUCAGCAAUGGAAGGAUCAUUGGGCCACUGGAGGAAAGUGAGCUCUUUAAUCAAGACGAUUUCCACCUUCUAGAAAGUAUCAUCUUGAAAACUUCAGGACAAAAAAUAAAAUCUCAUAUUCAACAACUUCGGGUAGAAGAAGAUGUGGCAAGUGACUUGGUAAUGAAGGUGGAUGCUCUCCUGUCAGCUCAACCCAAAGGAGAUGCAAGGAUUGAAUACCAGUUUUUUGAAGACAGCUACAGCGCAAUUAAGCUGAGACCCAAGGAAGGAGAAACAUACUUUGAUGUUGUGGCUGUCAUUGACCCUGUCACCAGAGAAGCACAGAGACUUGCCCCGUUGCUCUUGGUUUUGACUCAGCUGAUAAACAUGAAUCUAAGAGUAUUUAUGAACUGCCAAUCUAAACUUUCGGACAUGCCUUUAAAAAGCUUUUACCGUUAUGUCUUAGAACCAGAGAUUUCUUUCACCUCAGACAAUAAGUUUGCUAAGGGUCCAAUAGCAAAAUUUUUGGAUAUGCCACAAUCUCCAUUGUUCACUCUGAAUUUGAACACACCUGAAAGUUGGAUGGUAGAAUCUGUCAGAACACCGUAUGAUCUUGAUAAUAUUUAUUUAGAAGAGGUGGACAACAUAGUAGCUGCUGAGUAUGAGCUCGAGUACUUAUUAUUGGAAGGUCAUUGCUAUGACAUCACCACAGGCCAACCCCCACGUGGACUGCAGUUUACAUUAGGGACGUCAGCCAACCCUGUCAUCGUGGACACCAUUGUCAUGGCCAACCUGGGCUACUUUCAGCUAAAAGCCAACCCAGGAGCUUGGAUCCUCAGACUAAGGAAAGGACGCUCAGAAGAUAUUUAUAGAAUCUACAGCCAUGAUGGUACAGACUCUCCACCUGAUGCCGAUGAGGUUGUUAUCAUACUCAAUAACUUUAAAAGCAAAAUUAUCAAAGUGAAGGUACAGAAGAAGGCAGACAUGGCAAAUGAAGACUUGCUGAGUGAUGGGACAAAUGAGAAUGAAUCUGGAUUUUGGGACUCUUUCAAAUGGGGAUUUUCAGGAGGACAGAAGACUGAGGAGGCAAAACAAGACAAAGAUGAUAUAAUUAAUAUUUUCUCUGUUGCAUCUGGUCAUCUCUACGAAAGAUUUCUUCGCAUAAUGAUGCUAUCAGUACUGAAGAAUACCAAAACUCCUGUGAAAUUCUGGUUCCUGAAGAAUUACUUGUCCCCCACAUUUAAGGAGUUUAUACCCUACAUGGCAAGUGAAUACAACUUCCAGUAUGAGCUUGUUCAGUACAAAUGGCCCCGGUGGCUCCAUCAGCAGACAGAAAAGCAGCGCAUCAUCUGGGGCUACAAGAUUCUCUUCCUAGACGUGCUCUUCCCACUCAUUGUGGACAAGUUUCUGUUUGUGGAUGCUGACCAGAUUGUGCGAACAGAUCUGAAAGAGUUAAGAGAUUUCAGUCUGGAUGGUGCCCCUUAUGGUUAUACUCCUUUUUGUGACAGCAGAAAAGAGAUGGAUGGCUACCGCUUCUGGAAAUCCGGUUACUGGGCCAGCCAUUUAGCUGGACGCAAGUAUCAUAUCAGUGCACUAUAUGUUGUGGAUCUGAAGAAGUUUAGGAAAAUAGCUGCUGGUGACAGACUCAGGGGACAGUACCAAGGUCUGAGUCAGGAUCCCAAUAGCCUUUCAAAUCUUGAUCAGGAUUUGCCCAACAACAUGAUCCAUCAGGUGCCAAUCAAAUCUCUCCCUCAAGAAUGGCUUUGGUGUGAAACCUGGUGUGAUGAUGCUUCUAAGAAGAGGGCAAAAACCAUUGACUUGUGUAAUAAUCCAAUGACCAAAGAACCCAAGUUGGAAGCUGCAGUGCGAAUUGUCCCAGAGUGGCAGGACUAUGAUCAAGAGAUCAAACAACUACAGAUUCGCUUUCAGAAGGAGAAAGAAACAGGCACACUCUAUAAGGAAAAGACAAAAGAGCCAAGCCAAAAAGGAUCUCAGAAACGUGAAGAAUUAUGAGCCCUGGAAGGAGACAGGAAAUGACACCAUUUGAAAAACAGUUUUUGUACUAAAUGCUAGGUUUUUUGUUUUUGUUUUUUCUGAUCUGUCUAUACAACUGCUGAUGAACUGACUGAGCAGGUGUGCCACACCUCUUGAUUCUGAGCAUUGAUUUUGACUUCUAUACGCCUUAGGCGCUGGAUCUUUGGGGUUAAGGCUCUGCUAGAUUUGUACCUCAGAAGAAGUGGCUGAUAUUUUGGGACUCUGUAAAGAGCGAGGAAAAAGAAAAAGAGCAAUCUUGUUGCCAUAUGGAGAAAUGACAGCAGCAACCAGAAGAAGCAGAGUCCUUUGUGCCCACACACAAGAGCACACACAUGCUGUGCCGUCCUGGAAGCAGGCUGGGAGCCACCACAUGCUUCCUUACCUCAGUUUACUGCACUGGGUCUGGGUCAGGCUAGCAGAAGCUUCAUCCAUACUCCGUGCCUGGAGGUAUAUGCCAACAUGCUUCUCAUGUCCUCUACCCACUCUCUUCCCAGGCCUUAGGUUUGAUUUUGAUUGAACCCCAGUUAGUAGUCAUGUGUCUUCAGGGUUGACUUGGUACAAUGGCUCAGCAAAUUAAUUGGGGGGGCGGGGGUUGGGAAAGGUAGGGAAAAUAGCAGGCCUAGAAAGGGCUCUCAGGUGUGCUGGGGAGGAAAACUACAAAGUGGUCGUUCUUCUUUAUGAACCACCAGUACCGUUGUGGCUAAUUUGAAAGGAAAACAUAUUCCUAUUCCCUACCUAGUCCCAGGGAACUUUCUAGGUAAUUAUUUUGUAAACAAUUUUUGUAUUUAUGAAAGUCUUUACUUUUUCUUCUCACUUUCUAAAAAGAAAAAAAAAAUCUUAGCAAUUUUCCAACUGGGCACAGCCAUAAGAAGCUCCUCUGGUGAUGAAGCUACGAAGGCUCAGGCUUCAGGCUCCUUGGUUGCUUGUUACAUCACUUCCCCUUUUCUUUUUCAGGGCUUUUUUCUCAGACACAGGAAAAUUGGCCUGGAUUUUCCUCUACAAAAAAUAUCCAGAUUGGUUGGUUGUCAGUGGCUCAUACCUGUAAUCCUAGCUACUUAGGAAACAGAUCUGAAGAUUAUGGUUCCUGAGCAGGAAAGUUUAUGAGACUCUUCUUUCUUAUUAGACAGCAAAAACUAGGAAUAGAAUUUGGCUCAAGUGCUAGUCUUGAGCAAAAAUGCUAAGGGAUAGUGCCAGGUCCUGAGUUCAAGCCCAGUACUAGCACAGGAAAAAAAAAAAGCUAACAAAAUUUAAAAGUUCUCAGGAUCAGAGACCAAAAAGGAUUCUGACUCUGGAACUCAUACCCUGUCUUAUGUACUGUUUAUUUUAGCUCUCUACACCAAUUCUGAGGUGGCAUGGCUGUGUUAUGAUGUAUCAUAACCUUCCGUCUUUGCCUUGUGUGUCUUCACAGUGACAGCCUACGUCAUCCCUGUGGAAUUCUUGGGGCAUGUGGUACCAUCUGCCCUGGCCACAAGGUACGGCAGCACCAGCACCAAGGGGCAGCGCCCUGCCUUCUGGCUUAUGGGUUUGCUGUUUUUGAGAUUGCUGCUUUUUAAAACUAGGAAGGGCUGGGCUGUGGUUCAGGAGCAGAAUGCUUUUCUUGCUUGCAGAAUGCUUUUCUUGCACUGCACAAAAACACAAUAAAAACAAAAACAAGGAUGAGGUAAAUGCUUAGCUAAAUCCUCACCAUUCUAAGCCAGGUAACAAUUUGAUACGCGGUCUUUUUAAAAGUCAAAAUAUUAACCACAGAUUUCUAUUUUUUUCCAUUUUUAAAUGUAGAAAUUACCAUAGAAGCUUCCCAGUCAUUUGAAGGUGCUUCUGGAUUGGCUUUCAUAAUUUCAUAACAAGUUGGGGAGCACAGCUUAAAAGAGAACUUGACUGAUGAGUUGAUUUGAGUUGGGAAAGGUCCCAAGGUGGCUGGAUGAGGUAGUUUUCUACUUGCCUCUCCCUGGUCUGAGCAUCUGACAGGAUAGGAUCGCUGAAAUCAAGAAACACCUGUUCAGGCAUCAUCUCCACAUUUAAUUAAGCUUUCAGAGGCACUGCCACUGCUGUCUACAGCUGCAGGCAGAAAUGUAAUUCUCCCCAGCCUUGUCUGGGAGGUUGAGUAGGAAAUGGUCAGGUCGCUAGCAUAUGCUCUACAUGCUGGCUCUUUGCUGGCUUCCUUCUUGUCUUACUACCAGGUCUCUUAGGCAUACUCUGCAGAGAAAGAAGGUAUGAAGUAAAACUGUUCCCUGUGGGGUGCUGGUUCCUUCAGCUCUGCGCCCCAUCUGUCAGCACCCAGACAGAAGUUUUUGUACUUGGUGCUGAGUAACACCAAUCCCAGCUUGCUUCUGAAGUGGUCUGUGCCCCUCUGUCUGUUUCUUUCCUUGCUUUGUGGGGCUUAAUCACCUCUCUAAGUUAACCAAAUGCCCAGGAAAUGAUGUUACCACUAAAAUAUGGUCCUGGUGAGCUUUGUCUGUAGCCUCUACUAUAAGAAACUGUACUAUGUCUGAAAAGAGAGGUGAGAGAUUUUUCCCUAGGAACUAAGAGCUGAUGGACCCAAAUGUUCAGGCUUCUGGGAACUGUUCAAUAUGGUGGUCUUAGUUAGCAUUUGGAUGUAAUUUUUUUUCUCAUGUCAUAGUGGAAAUUUUCCUUUCUAAAUCACUUGAUAAUAUAAUAUGAAAUAAUAUGGCAUAUCGAAAUGCCAUGCAACAAUGUGGAUCUAUUUCUAUGUUUUGUGAACAAUGUAUUUGACUGAGAUCUGGGGCGGUGGAUAUGCCAUGGCCAGGGUCUUUAUCUAGACUCCUGGGUGUAGUCAAAAGUAUAUUUAUUCAACACUCACAUCGAGAGUGGUAACAAGUUGGCUUUUUCUAGAUUGAUGAAAUUGUGAUUCCAUCAGAAUGUUGGAUUUCAAACUGAACAGAAAGACGUUUGUUGGUGUUGGGCCUUCCCAAAUGUUAAGAAACAAUUUCUGUAAACUAAGCUAAAUUUCCUGUACUCUCCUGACAUCCUCAUGUUUGAAUUUUUAAGCUCUUCCUGAACAACACUGACCUGGUUUCAGGGUCUAAGAACUGGCAACAGGAGUGCAGUUUUGGAAGGGAGAGUCCAAGUGAUAGGGGAAGAGAGUCUCCUUUGCCAGAUGGUCAGGUACAUGUCAAGCCAGACAACACUGUCCCCAGUGACUACAGUUAGAAACAUCAAAGCAGUCCUUUUCUAAGAUAGUCACUCCUAAUUUGGCUUAACUAAAAGAAAUGUUUGAAUGUAGUUCUACUUUCCUGAAUGGAGUUUGUAGAAAUUGAAUCAGUAGAAACACCUGGUAGAAAAUGUCUUGAAACAAAAGUGGACAGAAGUGAAAGAUGGAGAGUGUACUAUGUGCUAAGUUACAUAGAUUCACAUUCAUUGUGUAAUUUUAAUAGUUUUUACAGUACUUGAUGUUUUGAGGGCAUUUUUUUUAUGAUCACAGUUAAUCAAACAUAGUUUGUCAUGUCUGGUUUGGUAGUCCAGCAGUUUUUAUAUAAAUUCAUGUUUUCUAUGCCUUAACAUAGUAAGAAAAGAUUUUGAUUAGGACUUGGUGAUUAAUUAGCUGACUGAAUCCAAACAAUCCAGACAUGAAAGCUCAGGUCAUUACCGACACUACAGAGUGUCUGGAGGUGGCACAUUUCUCACUCUUUAUUUGGUUUUUGGUUUUCUCUCUGUGAUAGAGAAACCACUUCUGUGUUGUGACUUGGCUGUGAGUCUGUGGAUAUGUAGAGGAUCUUGUUUAGUAUCAUUGAGUAACAGCCAUUACCUCCCCCCUCCCUCCCCCAAAAUAAACCCACCACAAACAGCCUCAGACAGCUACACAUUCCCCAGAAGUAGCCUGUACAGCUUAAACACAACAUGUAAGAGGCCCUCUCCUGAGUCUUUCCCAGGUUGCCAGCAAUGCAGAGGCCAAUGGGAAGGCCUGAGUGACUGGACCAUGAACUAGGACAUGAGCCCAUUGGAUUAUGCAUCGCCUCCAGGUCCCAUGUAGAUAAAUAGAACGCAAAAUAAUGUUGGCCUUUGGAACAAAACAUUUUCAAGUACUCAUUGUUUUCCAAACAAUAAUCCAUGGAAAUGAAGUAAAGGGAAAAUGGGGACAAAGCUUGGAAAGAAUGUAGUUUAAAGAACCUUCUUUAUAACUCUCCUACUUUACUGUAAUUCUGUUCCUAAAUGCAGCUAUAUGUCUGGUGCGUUGGGAACAGUAUUGAGGUUUUAAAUGUCUGCAGAAUCUCUGCAUCCAAAGGGAAAUGAGAACCAAUUUCCUGGUACUAUAAUGAAAAUAAGGUCUGCUCAACAAAAUAAACUUCUGCCUCUCUUCUUUAAAA